Messenger RNA from Phaeoacremonium minimum UCRPA7, 2862 nucleotides. Its product is annotated as putative wd repeat domain-containing protein. The coding region runs from base 1 to 2862 and encodes 953 amino acids. Gene Ontology annotation, molecular function: protein binding. The transcript has a single exon. The record is from RefSeq and is a predicted model, not a curated record. NCBI's taxonomy places the organism in Eukaryota, Fungi, Ascomycota, Sordariomycetes, Togniniales, Togniniaceae.
AUGCGCGCCUCCAAAAGGCCCAAAGACGACGAUAUCCCCGACAGUGACUCUGAAUUCAGCGGAGAGCCACGGACCGACGGUAGCAAUGCGCGCGUGUUUUCGAGCAUCGUCGAAGCUGGAGGCUACAUACCCCACCACAAAGAGCCACCGAGGUAUAUUCGCAUCAAGGCGCACAACAAGAGGAACCGGGAAUUCAACCGCAUGUUUCUGGCCCAAGAACUGGUCGGCACACACCCGAAGGCGACACAAGAUGGCGUGGAGGAAAAGGGUCCUAUUGUGACCGUGAGCGUUGCUGGCGCGGGAGGUCGAAGGAGGCAGCGGACCGGCGGAGCCAUCUGGGCGACCGAGUUCUCUAAGGAUGGGAGAUAUUUUGCUGCCGCUGGCAAGGACGCGGUUGUCAGGGUAUGGGCCGUGAUUGUCACCCAAGAGGAUCGCAGAACCGAGGAAGAGGAGGAAGCGGCGAGCGGCGCGGUUGGCGAGAGGCUGUCCGCCCCGGUGUUCAAGGAGCGACCUGUUCGUGAGUUCGCGGGGCAUACAGGCGAGGUUCUAGAUCUGAGCUGGAGCAAAAACAACUUUCUCUUGUCCACCAGCAUGGAUAAGACGGUCCGGCUAUGGCACGUCAGCCGCAAAGAGUGUCUUUGUACCUUCAAGCAUAAGGACUUGGUCACCAAGGUUGCGUUCCAUCCUACCGACGACCGUUUUUUCUUGGCUGGUAGCCUGGAUACUAUGCUGAGGCUAUGGAGCAUACCCGACAAGUCGGUUGCUUACACCGUACAAUUACCAGAUCUAAUCACGGCUGUGGCUUUUUCACCAGACGGCAAGACGGCGAUUGCGGGCGUGCUGAAUGGGCUGUGCAUGCUCUACGAGACGGAGGGCUUGAAGUAUAGUAGUCAGAUCCACGCAAAGUCGUCCCGGGGCAAGAACUCGAGAGGGUCUAAGAUCACUGGCAUACAGACGAUGAUCUUUGCACCGGGUUCAAAUGCCUCCGGUGGCACUGAGACUGGUGAAGUUCGGGUACUCAUAUCUACAAAUGACUCCCGCAUACGCGUGUACAGCAUGAAAGACGGCAGUCUUGAGGUCAAGUUCAAAGGCCAUGAGAAUACCUCCACACAGAUCAGUGCAAGUUUCAGCGAUGAUGGAACGUACGUCAUCAGCGGCAGUGAGGACCGGAAAACCUUCAUCUGGAAUAUGAGCCCUGCAGAUGCCGAAAACAAAGACAAGCAGGCAUACGAAAGUUUUAACGCGCAUGGGGAGAUCGUCACGACGGCUGUCUUCGCCCCAACGAAGACCAGGAUGCUCCUGUCCGGCUCUGGGGACCCAAUCUACGACCUCUGCAACCCGCCGCCAGUCACUCUCCUGCCCACCGACGAGAGUACGGCAGUCGCAUCCCAGACAGGCCUGUCGGAGCUGAGCCAGAACCAUGAGCCGCUCCCAACCCCGACACUCAGCAUCAAGAAACCAGAAGAGUCCCCUGGUUAUAUUGCGCGGUCAACGCAUUAUGACGGCAACAUCAUCGUCACAACCGAUGAGCAUGGGAUCAUUAAAAUCUUCAGGCAGGACUGUGCCUUCGCCAAGAGAAGACACGAGAACUGGGAGACUGGGAGUGCCUUCUCCAAGAAGCUCGGUGCGCAUGGGACCGGGCUCGUGGGACGGAGCGCAAGCAUUUUGACCCGGACCAGCGCAAGCAGCGCGGCGCACUCGAGACGCGGAAGUUUGAGCCAGCCGCUACCUCCCGGUGUGCUGACUGGAGGCAACAGUGCCCACGGGAGCCCCCAGGUGAGCUCAGACAUGAUACUAUCAUGGCGGCAGAACAUCGAGGGCGGCAGACCGUCGUCGCUGGUUGGUAGCAUCGGAACACCAACCAGGAGUGAGCGGAGCAUUUCUCCAAGCAAAAACAUGCGCACCCCCGCAAGCGGGAGCAAGGGCAAUCUGGCUGCUGAUGCGCGAAAGCAGCAAUAUGCAACCGUCUCACCAAAUCACGCUCGGAGCCACAAUUAUAACAGUAAUAAUCCCUCCGAGAGCAUGCCGGCAAGUCCAAUUAGCAGUGUGGCCAGUCCGGGAUUACCACAUAGGACUGAUAGCCUCUCGGUAAGACUCAAUCAAAACCAAGACGAAUCAAGACCGUCGAAGGAAGGCGACCCGCGAGAAGAAGAGGGCGGACCGGCAUCUCCGCCAAUACCGAGCUUUGUGUUCCGCCCCGCCGACGAGGAUGAUGAGCUGCGGUUGGAUGCUGCCGGGGCAAGUUACAGCUUCUGGAAUCUGAACAGGUGGAGAGGCAUCGCUGGGCUCAAGAGUGCCAUCGGUGGCGGCACAACAAACUCUACAGGGAGCAGCUCCCAUGGCCACCACACAAGGACUGCCAGCGAAGCCACGCCGUCGUCGGGGCUCGAGAAGGAUCGAGACAAAGACAAGGACAAGGACAGGGCGACAAGACGUAAGAGCGUAGGUCCGACGAUCAAGUCACCUCUGGCCAACUCGACAUCUAUCCAAUUAAGCCCCACUGUUUCUCACGAUGACGGGCCUAAAGGCCUUCGAAGGCAAAGCAUGCCGCCGGGGACUGCAGUUCAGCGUGAUUUGAGCGCCGAGGGGAACCGUCGACCGUCUCCGCUCUCUGCCGGCUCUUUGAGCGAAGAGAAUGCUCGCCUAACCCCGGGCGAAAGAGACCGCUCCCCAUACCUCAGGGCUGACUCAGUCGUGAGCAAACUGAGCUCAGAGCUGACGAGCGAGGACGACCGGACCGAUGCCGAAGAGGGCGAGGAGAUGAGGUGCUCCAAGUGCGGAAGUAAGAACUUCAAGGCGCGGCGAGUCGCUGGCCGGCAGCGAUUGGCUUGCGGGCGGUGUGGCAACCUGGUCGAAGCAUGA